GAAUCAAGGAGUUCGACUAGUCUUUGUCUGAAGGGUAUAUCUGUUUGAACUGAACCCAAAAAUCAUCAUGUCACAAGCAACAGUCAUCGUUACGAUAAUUGUUUUCUGCGUUGUUGAUGCCCGAUACAGAAGGCAAAUCGAAAGCGGUGAAAGUUAUAGUGACAUGGUAAUUCAUGGAUGGGAUCCUACUAUUCGAGAUCGGUUUGAAAGCUGCCAUUCAAUGGCAUCUUUUGCUCCAACAGAACAAUAUUGCGAGGCUUUCACAACGUGCUGCUCCAUGCAGUUCGAUCCGAACAAUGGCGACAAAUGUCAGACCAACGAGCAGCGAUGUAUUCCACUCCAACAAGGUGGCGCCGACGCUGUCUGCAUCCAUCUGUUAAAGGUUUUACGGUAUUCUUGGUUGCGACCUUGUUGCCAUGGUGGUCAUUGCAGUAGUACAGAUUCGACAACAUGUCCGACAUAUACAACGUUGUUGUGUGAGCCGUAA
Cylicocyclus nassatus is the source of this 487-nucleotide messenger RNA. The record is from the annotation of a GenBank genome assembly. Lineage: Eukaryota; Metazoa; Nematoda; Chromadorea; Rhabditida; Strongylidae.